Messenger RNA from Microthlaspi erraticum, 465 nucleotides. The record is from the annotation of a GenBank genome assembly. Lineage: Eukaryota; Viridiplantae; Streptophyta; Magnoliopsida; Brassicales; Brassicaceae.
AUGGCAAGAUUCGCAUUUAAAGUCUACAAGUCCACUACGGAGUUGUUUGUGGCAAAAUGUGUUGUCAAUGGAUGUGCAUGGAAGUUGAGAGCAGUUGUGAAGAAUGAACCGGAUUGCUUCUGGGUUACCAAGUACGUAAAGGGUCACACUUGUUCAAUUAUGGACCGUGUAGCUCACCGUAGACGAGCUACUCCAAGAUAUAUUGGACAAUUGUUUGUGGAGCGGACUGGACUCAUAGAUGGAAUUGUCCCUCGACAAAUUGCAGAUUCGAUGAGGAUCAUGUUUGGCUUGAAUCUUACCUAUACAACGUCAUACCGGGCUCUCAAAUUCGCUCAAGUAUUUGUCAGGGGAACUCCAAAGUAUACAACUGCUCCAAAUGCAAGCAACCAGAACAUACUCGCCCGUACUGUGUGUCCAAGCCUGCUCAGAAAUAAGGUCGGAGGUCUACAAGGAGUUCCCGGAUGA